Ectocarpus sp. CCAP 1310/34 is the source of this 3078-nucleotide messenger RNA. The record is from the annotation of a GenBank genome assembly. Lineage: Eukaryota; Phaeophyceae; Ectocarpales; Ectocarpaceae.
CCUCCCUUGGGUGCUACAUACACACCCAUGAGGCAUGCCACGGUAGCCACGGCGGCCCUAGUGGUGUCGUGUUGCCUACUUGCAUGCAGCUCUUCUGUCGCAGUUGCUUGGACGACAACGCAGUCGUCUCGCCGCUUGUUCGAAGCCUCCCCGUCUCUUCAAUGUCGACAGUCCAGCGCCCGCCCGCUAGCUCGACUCAGAAGCAGCCGCAGCAGCGAUAGCGGUUACGGCGUACGAGGUGGUGGUGCCGCUACCUCUUAUCCAUCGUUUGGCUGUCGGGGGCGGCAAGUACAGCGGUUACCAUGGCUUCGGCAAUCGUCAAGUCGUUUAUGUUCAACAACAACAGGAACCGAGUCAGAAAACACAGCUUCUCCCACAGGCGACAAAUCAGGAGGCGUUCACGGCGUCGGUGAGGAUGCGGGGAUGGGGAAAAGCGAACCUCGCCAGGGGGCGGACUUGAAUACGCAAAUCGGGCUCUUUGUGGAGAUGUCAACUCCCUUCUUCAAGGCAAGUUGUCGUGAGGAGAAUGGUGCUCGCUGGCUGCUGGCGACAGUGGUGGCUUUGACGCUCCUCAACAGCGGUGUGUCCGUCGCCUUCUCCUACAUCGGCCGAGAUUUCUGGACGGCUCUCUCGAACAAGGACCCCGCCCAAUUCAAUAUUAUGUUGCAAAGGUUUCUUUUGGCUUUGAUAGCUGGCGUCCCUGUGACGGUGUUCUACCGCUUUGAGAGGCAAAAGCUAGCGCUAUCGUGGCGAGAGUGGAUGACGAAGCGAGUCAUGGAGAUCUACUACAGCGGGCAGACAUACUACGCCCUGGAGGCCUCGAAGGAGAUCGAUAAUCCCGAUCAGAGGAUAGCCGAGGACGUGCGGGCGUUCACACAAGUGUCGCUGGAGUUCCUCAUCACGGUGCUAACAUCGUGCAUCGACCUCGCCUCUUUCUCGACCAUCCUUUACUCUAUCUACCCGCAGCUGUUCAUCGCUAUCAUCGGCUACGCGUCCGUGGGAACCUUCGUCACCACCAAGCUAGGCGGCAAGCUCGUGGGACUUAACUUCGAUCAGCUCCAGACAGAGGCAGAUUUCAGGUACUCGUUGAUUCGCGUACGGGAGAAUGCCGAGUCAAUUGCCUUCUACGGGGGCGUGCAACAGGAGUUGAACGAGGUCCAGCGGCGUUUCGGCAAGGCUUUGGACAACUUUGGCCAGGUCAUCCGCGCGCAGCGGAACCUGGAGUUCUUCACCACCGGCUACCGGUAUCUCAUUCAGGUCCUCCCAGGCUUCGUGGUGGCACCGCUCUUCUUUCAAGGGAAGAUCGAGCUCGGAGUGGUCAGCCAAUCGUACGGUGCCUUCAACCACAUCCUCGGCGACCUUUCCUUGAUAGUCAACCAGUUCGAGUCCUUGAGUGCCUUCUCUGCCGGCAUCGACCGCCUCGGGGAGUUCUUGGAGAGGAUGAGUGGCAUGGAAACCAUCGCGAACAUCACCGACAACAAGCGGGGCCUUCUAGCUGCGCCAGCGUCGACGUCGUCGUCACCUUCAUCCAGCCCACCGUCUGUGCCUGGCCACACCGCCCUGGACAGCCCGCUUAGAGACAACUUGCUCGGGGAUGACCAACCGGAGCAGGAAGAUGGCCUCAACGAAGGGGAAGGGGUGGGGGUGUUGACGACGGAGACGGCGAAGGGUGCGAGACUGACUGUGGAGGACGUGUCCGUAGUAACACCCACAGGAGGACGCGUUUUAAUGAGUGGGUUGUCCUUCAGCCUCGGCGACUCAGAGCGCUUGCUGAUCGUUGGGGAGUCAGGCGCGGGGAAAUCGAGCUUGCUUCGUGCAAUAGCCGGCCUUUGGACAACAGGUUCGGGGAAGAUCGUCCGUCCAACGAAGGAGGAGAUGUUCUUCCUUCCGCAGAGGCCGUACUGUACACUCGGCCCGUUGAGAGACCAGAUCACGUACCCAUCGAGCCACGGUGGUGCGGAGGCGGCGGGAGAGGACGGUGAUGCGGGAGCGGUAGAGGGCACGGCAGAAAAAGGGUCGAUUGCGGAUGACGACGAGCUCCUCGACCUUUUAGAGAAGGUGGACCUCGGAAGGCUGGCGGUGAUGAUGGGGAGCGGCGACGCCCACGCCGGUCUUGGAGCCGUACGGGACUGGUCGGAUAUGCUCUCUCUGGGGGAGCAGCAGCGGUUGGCGUUUGCAAGGCUCUUGUACAACAAGCCCACGCUGGCUAUAUUGGAUGAGUCGACCUCCGCUCUCGACCUUGCGAACGAGGAACGAAUGUUCGCUCUUCUCGACACCCUUCCUGGACUGUCCGUAGUCAGCGUGGGGCACAGGCCGAGCCUCGUCCCCUUCCACGACACCAAGCUCAUCCUUGCCAGCAAGGGAUUCAAGCUAGAGAGCACGGGAUCGAACAGGAAAAGGGGGCACGGGACAGGUGCCCCCGCCUCUGCUAACGUCGCCGUCGCAGAUGGUGCCGAUUCUUCAACCUCGGGGAUGCGGUAGAUUGGAGCGGAGGGGGUUAACAGUUUUUUUUGUGAAACUAGGGCGAAGAACGUAUUUUUGAUGGAAUAGAAGCGUGUCCUGUGGUAGUGCGUCAUCAUCGCCAAGUACCCCACCACUAUGUGUGAGGCAGUUUAUCGUGUUGUGUGUUGCGACGGCUAGGCUCAAGAGAAGGUGCACCCCGUCUAGUUACAAACUCACGGUGCUUCUGAAAGGCGAAUAUCCGGCGUGGAUCGAAGUGGAUCGAGGUGAGCUUCCAACCCCGCGACUGACUGCCACCCUUGGGAUCCCUUGGUGCAAGUGGAGGGGGCCACCAGGGAGUAGGCCCCUACAGCAGUAUCACUGCCACUUGUGCGGCGGCAGAUCCUUUGAUUCAGUAGCUGGUUGGACCCGACGUUGUUGAUUGGUGGGUGUGCCAGGCACUGUAUAACGUAUGCGUUGCUCCUAUUUAUUCGACGGGAUGGAAGUUGAACGCACGGUGAGGUUCACAGGGGCGAGAUUACAUGGUGCUUGCGGACGAAAAGAGGUGUACAGAAUUUUUGGCGUUUGUAUUGGUAAUGAAUCAAUUACCUUGAAGGGCAAAGCUACAUAAUACCUUGG